AAUGAUCUUUGCGCUCAUGUACCAGAGAGUUUUGAUAGUUUGUUUGAUGUGAUACGAGAUGUUUAUAAUGAUCUCGUAGCUAAAGGACAGCUUAUUCCUAAACCUGAUAAAACUCCACCUACAGUCCCAAUGGAUUACAGCUGGGCACAGGAGCUCGGUCUUAUUCGAAAGCCCUCGUCAUUCAUGUCAAGCAUUUGUGACGAACGUGGAGCUGAAUUACUCUAUGCUGGCGUACCUAUUACAAAAAUAUUUGAGGAUGACCUUGGAGUCGGAGGAGUUCUUGCUUUGUGGUUUCAAAGGAGGCUUCCAGCGUACGCCUGUAAAUUCCUAGAAAUGUGUUUGAUGAUUACCGCUGACCAUGGACCUGCUGUCUCUGGAGCACAUAACACAAUUGUCACUGCUAGAGCUGGCAAAGAUUUAAUCUCGCUUGAAAUGUUGAUUUCUUGCACAAAAUUUUCAUUACUAACGCGUGGUGAUCGAUUUGGAGGUGCAUUGGACGCUGCUGCCAAACAAUUUUCUGAAGGAUCUGAUAGUGCAAUAACGCCAAUGGAAUUUGUAAACAAUUACAAAGAGUCUGGAAAACUGAUCAUGGGAAUUGGUCAUCGAGUGAAAUCGAUAAAUAAUCCUGACAAACGUGUUGUAAUAAUCAAGGAAUUUGCAUUAGCUAAUUUCCCCAUGAACGAAGUCUUGAAUUUUGCUCUGAGCGUCGAGAAAGUCACUACGUCUAAGAAACCCAAUCUUAUUUUAAAUGUCGAUGGAUGCAUUGCUGUUUGCCUUGUUGAUCUGUUGAGAAAUUGUGGAUCUUUCACAAGCUGUGUGCCUCUGUACAUUCAUAGAACAUUGCAUAAAUUACGUAUUAUCUACAAAGACAGAGAACGCUGUAUGAUCCUUGUACCUUAUAUAACUACCACAAAUAUUGCGUUGAAAAUGUUUGAAUUUGUUUGCUCACGAGUAAAUUUAUAUUCAGACAUAUCUAUUUCUGUAAACUUCAACGGUUAGCAAAACACUAACCGUUGAAGUUAGUGUUCGAGCAUUGACCAUUUAUAUAACGCCUGUUUUUCAUUGUGUGUAAACAGGUCGACUGUUACAGGGACUGAAGAAGCUCUUUUAGCUGCGUACGUCUUCCCUCACUGUUUAUAUUUUCUAUCGAUGAGUUGAUGCAUCCCUAAAAUAUGAUAAAAUUAUCUGGAAUAUGUUGCUUUUAAAUUAUUUGCGUAUUUUGCGACAGCAAAUGUCUACAUAACAAAAUACCUCCUUUAUUAUUACUCUUGCAAACUCUAACAAAUAUACGCCGCAAUCGUGA
Xenia sp. Carnegie-2017 is the source of this 1303-nucleotide messenger RNA. Its product is annotated as ATP-citrate synthase-like. The record is from RefSeq and is a predicted model, not a curated record. Gene Ontology annotation, molecular function: ATP citrate synthase activity. Gene Ontology annotation, biological process: fatty acid biosynthetic process; tricarboxylic acid cycle; acetyl-CoA biosynthetic process. Lineage: Eukaryota; Metazoa; Cnidaria; Anthozoa; Malacalcyonacea; Xeniidae. Gene Ontology annotation, cellular component: cytosol.